AUGCAAAUUCUCAAACCAAUUCCUGAACGCUCCUCUUCCACAAAUGAACCAACAUUCAUGCAUGGAGGUGGCACUUAUCUAUUGAUGUCAUCGAAUUGGUCUUCUUGGGUGUAUAGUGGGUACGAAGGAAGUAUUUCCUCCGAUAAAGAUCCAAACAAGACGCAAUCGUCACACAAAUCACAAUUCCGACAUGUUAAAUUUUAUUCCAAACAAAUAUUUGAUGAAGUGAAUAGGAUUGGUAUUUCAAAAAUUGCUGGCGGAGAUAAUCACAUGUUUUUGCUUCUCAACAAUGGUGAUGCUUUUGGAUAUGGAUGGAACGAGUACACACAAUUGCUAACAUCCACCGUUAAAAACAUUGACACUGACAGUUGUGAUCAAUUCAUGAAAUGUCAUUUACAUCAAAUUCAAGACAUUUAUUGUGGAGCUAACUUUUCCUAUGCACUCGUUAAAGAAAAUUCUCAAGAAUUUCAAAUGUACUCUGCUGGUUGGAAUAAUGAUCGUUGUUUAUGUCAUGGAGUGAAUGGUGAUGGUUCUUCAAGACCACUCGGAAAAGUAUAUUGCAGUGAUGAAAAUAAUCAAGUCAUGCUCUUUCCACCAUCUCAUGAACAUGUCCUUAGUGUUUCAUGUGCUGGAUGUUCUGUAGCUGCAUUGACUGUUCAUCGAUUGAAUCCAAAAAAGAAGAAAGUGUAUCGUUGUGGAGCAUUUACUGGAUUUCCACGACCAAAUACUGAACAUUCUACUUAUGGUUGUUUGAAUUUUACAACUGUUAAGAAUGUUGAAAUAUUAUCUGGAGCAGUUUCAAUAGCACUUUGUAGUGGAUCAAUCGUUGUACUGUGUGAAGAUUUGUCAGCAUUUAUUCUUGGAAAAGAAAUCAAAUUGUCAAUACCUAUUAGAAAAGCAUUUCAAUUAGAAACAAGUUGUGUGUACAUGACAGAAGAUUACAAAAUUUAUAAUUGUGUAAAUGUUAACUCCAUCGAUACUUCCAAAGAUGUGAAAUGGUCAGAACCCAACUCAAACUCUGAACUGAAUGGCUCACAAUUUGAAACUCUGCAUGCAAGAGGAUCUAGAGCCAUAGGUGUUCUUUCAGACACAUUCGAUGCCAUUAUUUAUGACCAGAUGGAUCAAUCACAAUUUGAGAGAGUGAGUCUCUUGGAAAUGCUUUCAGCAGAUGAUCAAUUUCGGUUGUUAAGGAGCAAAUCUUUGGAAAUGCAGGUCGUUUGUUGUCGAUCUUGUUCCUUUGUGUUCAUCAAACCAAUCAAGAAGAGCGAUCCAAUGAGAAGAAAACUCUUGUUGCAAACACAAACGUUGGACAAUCCAUUUGUGGAUGUCGUUAUUGUGUGGAAUUGA
Messenger RNA from Naegleria lovaniensis, 1347 nucleotides. RefSeq lists its product as uncharacterized. The record is from RefSeq and is a predicted model, not a curated record. NCBI's taxonomy places the organism in Eukaryota, Heterolobosea, Eutetramitea, Acrasida, Naegleriidae. The transcript is spliced from 2 exons. Bases 1 to 1347 code for a protein of 448 amino acids.